Molecule: messenger RNA, 541 nt
Organism: Prorocentrum cordatum
Lineage: Eukaryota; Dinophyceae; Prorocentrales; Prorocentraceae
Source: the annotation of a GenBank genome assembly
CAGGUGUCGUUCACUGCCUUCGCGACCACGGUCUGGUAGCAUUUGACGAGGAGAUGUGGCGAAUGGUGUUCAAGGGCGUCAUCAAGCCGCUGUUCGAGGACGUGCACCAACAGCUGAAGGAGGGGGACGCGACAUUAGAGAAGGUGCUGGCAGAGGUGGUCCUUCGCAACGUUAAGGAGCUGCCGCCGAAGCGUUUUGCGAGGUGCAUGCCCGAGAUAUUCCCGCUGCUUAGCAAGCUCGUCUCCGUGGGUUCCGCCGAGGUGCGGCAAGUGGUCCAGGACAUCCUGCUGGAGCAGGUGCAGCCGCUGCUGACGCAGGCGGCCCCCGUCACCGCCGAGGCGAACGGCAGGUGACACCAGCGGCGUCUCAUCCCCGGCCAGCGCCGAGGUCGUGCAGCUGCGAGCUUCAGAAGGGGAGCUCGCAGGAGACCCCGGCGGCGGCCAGCGGCGCGCUCGGCGCCGUCAUUCCCCCUCGCCUCCUGCCUCGUCCUCGUCCUCCUCCGCCUCUCGCCUCCUGCUCGUCUCCUCGCCACCCCCUCCCA